ACAAAACCGUUAUAAAUAUACUUUUGCUUGCUGUAUAGGAGAAAAUGAAACCAUAUUAUGUAUUCUUCGUCCUUAUUUUUCUCAUGCUAAAUGAAUUCUCAUGGUCAGAAUCUAUACGUUAUGCCAAGUUGAUGCAAUCUAUAAAUCCUUUAAGCAAAAUAUUAGAUUUAACUGGAGAUGAUGGCAAGACCACAAAAGAUGCAAUAUCUUCCAAGUCAUUGAAUUACAUAGAAAAAUUCCUGGAAAUAUCGAAUGAAACAGAUUGUAAAUCCGUUCACAAAAGCUGCCUGAAUCAUUCUCGUGAAUCAUCAAUUAGAACGGAUACAUUUAUUUGUUCUUGCAAUUCAGAAUGUCCCAAAUAUGGCGACUGUUGCUUGGAUUCAAAAUUCGAAAAUAAUAAUCUCGACGUGAAAUUUCAGUGUAUCAUUACCAACGAAGAGCCAUUUGAAUCUUACUACAUGAUUAAUAGAUGUCCUUCGUAUUGGGACGACAAUAACACCAAAUUAUUCUGCGAAAUUGCAUCGACAUAUAACAGUAACAAUGUCCUCACCCGCGUACCAGUUACUAGCAAAAAUAAUCUGCAAACAUAUCGAAAUAUAUAUUGUGCAAUAUGCAAUAAUGCUGAUGAUGUUGUAGCAUGGAUUCCUCAUCAUGUUUGCUACGACUCUUUGCAAAAUUGCGUCAAGAAAUACACACCCCCAAAAAAUCUUAAACCGAAGCAAUGCAAUUCCAUUGUUAAUUCAACUUGCAACACUUCUGAAGAUCGUUUUCUUCAGCUUAACUGUGCAAACUUUUAUGCACCAGUUAGAUAUACGAAUUCUCAAGGCAAUCAGAUUAUCUACAAGAACAAGUUUUGUGCACUUUGUUCAGGUGUAAAAUCAAGUGAUAAUUUAGAAUGUUCCGAUGGAAUGGUGACGACGAUGACUACAUUAAAGAGCAUAAUUCCCGAAGAGAACAUUUCCUCUAUUUACCUUAAUUUCGUAUUUUUUAAUGGAGAUGUUAUACUCGAAAUUGAAAAGUGUCCUAUGAAUAUGCAACAACCAUGGAAGAAUUGUUACACUUUGUAUUGUCAAGGAUUGUUUCAAUAUGAAAAUGGAAAAUGUUUAAUGAAAAGUAAUCGUGAAUUAAUUAUCAUUAAAAUAUUGAUGAAGAGUUCAUUAAAUUCUACUUGUAGUAAAAUAACGAUCACUUCCGAUAAUUACGAAGCUUUUGAAAAUGGUUUUUUGUUAUUGAAGAAGUAUCAAAAACUUUUACAAACUGGAGACUAUCAAAUGAUUUCAUCUAUCAACAGAUCACUUUUAAUAUGCGAUCCCCUUAAAGGAAAAAUCUAUCAAUUAUCAAAGGAACAAUAUUAUCUUAUCAUCAUCUGCUUCUCCAUUUCUGCAAAUUGCUUGAUUGUGAAGAUCAUCCUACAUCUCCUAGGAUCGCAGAAAAGUACAUUAGUGACAACAGCAGUUUUUUAUUUAUCUGUAUCACUUUUUCUAGGCCAAUUAUUGUUUUUAUCCAGUUCUGGCAAAAUUCAUGAUUCGCUUUGUACGGGUAUUGCAAUUUUUAAGCACUACUUCUUUAUGGUUUCCAUCUGUUGCACCAAUCCUAUUGGCUUCGGUAUCUGGAAGACUUUCUUAAAUUUCAGAUCCCAGCUACAAGAACAAGGAAGAAAAGUCAUUUCUUGUGCAGUGUACUGUUGGGGUGUUCCUACAUUAAUCGUUAUAGCUGCCAUCAUUACCGAAUGGGCAUUUAAAUCAAAAUUUAACCCCAGAUAUGGGAGCAAUUUAUAUAAUUUCUGUUGGAUCUCGAAUCGUCUUGGAUUUUUGCUUUUCUUCGCCAUUCCUUUAUUAUUGGUUUUGCUAAUAAACAUCAUUUUUUGUGUAACUAUUGGAAUCUCAAUCAUCAAAAUCUCCAAAUCCUCAAAAUGUGCUAAAAAUAGCAACAUUCGUAGGAAUUAUUUGAUGUUUGCGCUUUUUCUUACACUAACUCUAAUCAUUGUUUUUACUUGGAUUAUUGGUUUUGCUGCUUCUUAUUCUGAAAGUGAAAUCUUAUGGCCUCCUUUCAUUGUUCUGAACGGUGUACAAGGUGUUUAUUUGUUGUUUUCUUUUACUAAUUUUGAUUCACUUAAGAAUUGUUGUAAAAAGAUACGACGGAGAAAGAACCGUUAUAAUUAUAAUGUGAGAAACGCACAUACUAAAUCUAUUAAAAUGGAAGAAAUGUGAAUGAAUUCUCGUGGCUUCAAAUUGUAUUAUAGAAAAUUAAUUUGUACUUAAAGAUCACGAAGAUCAUCUGGAAUACCUUGAUAGUCAUUCAUACUCUUGUGAGAAAUAGAUUUGCAAUGUGUUUUUCUUACAUUACUAUUAGCGUGUACUGUACAUUGAAUUCUUGUGAAUUCAAAGUGUAUUAUAGAAUCAUUAAAUCAGCAAUUUUUUUGUACUUAAAUAUUUUAAUAAAAUAAAUGUUAUUAUU
Centruroides sculpturatus (bark scorpion) is the source of this 2457-nucleotide messenger RNA. RefSeq lists its product as uncharacterized. The record is from RefSeq and is a predicted model, not a curated record. The coding region runs from base 45 to 2210 and encodes 721 amino acids. The transcript has 3 exons. Gene Ontology annotation, molecular function: G protein-coupled receptor activity. Gene Ontology annotation, cellular component: membrane. NCBI's taxonomy places the organism in Eukaryota, Metazoa, Arthropoda, Arachnida, Scorpiones, Buthidae. Gene Ontology annotation, biological process: G protein-coupled receptor signaling pathway; cell surface receptor signaling pathway.